This is a messenger RNA of Pseudozyma flocculosa PF-1, 2250 nucleotides long. RefSeq lists its product as uncharacterized. The coding region runs from base 1 to 2250 and encodes 749 amino acids. NCBI's taxonomy places the organism in Eukaryota, Fungi, Basidiomycota, Ustilaginomycetes, Ustilaginales, Ustilaginaceae. Gene Ontology annotation, molecular function: FAD binding. The transcript has a single exon. The record is from RefSeq and is a predicted model, not a curated record.
AUGCCAGCCCCGCCCACGCCCACGCCCGCCGCGACACACUCCAAGGUGGACCUACUCAUCAUCGGGGCGGGACCCGCGGGUCUGAUGGCAGCCAACUGGGCCGUAUCGCUGGGCUGCCGCAGCGUGCGCGUGGUAGACAAGCGCAACACCAAGAUCUUUACGGGCCAAGCCGACGGACUACAGUGUCGCACACUCGAGGUGCUGCACUCGUUUGGCAUGGCCCAGGACAUAGUGCGGCAGUCGAACCACAUGCUCGAAGUGUGUUUCUGGAACCCCGUCGACGGCACCCUGCGCCGUACGGGUCGCAUCCCGGAUACCAUCCCCGGAAUCAGUCGGUGGCAGCAGGUCGUGCUUCACCAGGGUCGCAUCGAGAGGGCGUUCCUGGAUCGCAUCCACGCCCAGUCGCACGGAGAGGUCCAAGUGGAGAGGGCAAAGCUGCCAGAGCGCCUCGACGUCGAUACCGACUUGGUCGAGUCGACCCAUCCCGACGUCUACCCCGUCCGCGUGCAGGUGCGCCAGCUGAGCGAGGAUGAGGCCACGCCCAGCCAGAUGGGAAAGAGCACGCCCAACGGCCUCUUUCGCAGCGCCCUCGCCCCCGACGACACCCCCGAGCUCCUCUCAUCCUCCUCCUCGUCCGUAAGCGGCACCAAGGCCGGCGCCGUCGGGUCGCGCCAAGUCAUCCACGCAAAGUACGUCAUCGGGUGCGAUGGCGCCCAUUCGUGGACGCGCAAGCAGAUGGGCAUCGACAUGGCCGGCGAGCAGACCGACUACAUCUGGGGCGUCCUCGACGCCGUGCCCGUCACCGACUUUCCGGACAUCCGCAUGCGCUGCGCCAUCCACUCGGCCAACGACGGCUCCGUCAUGAUUAUCCCGCGCGAAGACGGCCUGGUGCGCUUCUACAUCCAGAUCAGCUCGACGUCCGACGGCGCUGCCGACGCCGCAACCAAGGUGGACCGCCACAAUAUCACGUGGCAGCGCAUCCUCAAGGCGGCUCAGACCAUCAUCAAGCCCUACCGCCUCGAGAUUAGCGAGCGCGACCUCCACUGGUGGACGGCCUACCAGAUCGGCCAGCGCGUCGCCUCGGGCUUUUCGCUCCACGACCGCGUCUUCAUCGCCGGCGACGCCUGCCACACCCACAGCCCAAAGGCGGGCCAGGGCAUGAACGUCAGCAUGAUGGACACCUACAACCUCGUCUGGAAGGUGGCCAAGGUGCUGCAGCGCCAGUCGCCCCGCUCCAUCCUGCCCACCUACCAGGCCGAGCGCCGCCGCGUCGCCCAGGAGCUCAUCGCCUUCGACCACCGCUUCUCGCGCCUGUUUAGCGGCAAGCCCCAGGCGGCCGAGGACGCCGCGAGGGAGGCCGGCGUCGACCUGGCCGAGUUCCGCAACGUCUUCGCAAAGGGCAACCGCUUCGCCUCGGGCACCGCCGUCGAGUACGGUCCCAGCCUCCUCGUCGGCCGCGGUGGGGACGCGACAGAGCUCGGCGACGGCACCGACGUCGUGGGUCCGGGCGCCCUGUCGCGGCCCGAGCUCAGCGCCGAGGGAUGCGGCGAGUCGCGCAUCGUCGUCGGCCAGCGCCUCAACACGGCCCAGGUCGUGUGCGUCGCGGAUGCGCGGCCGUGGCAGCUGGUCGACUGGCUCCCCUCGGACGGGCGCUGGCGCCUCCUCCUCUUCUGCGGCAACCUCGUCGACGCCGCGCAGCGCCCGCGCAUCGAGGCCUUUGCACGCUACCUCGAAACGCAGCUCCUCCCGCGCUACACGCCGGCGCGCCACGACGUCGAUUCGGUCAUCGACUGCCUCACCAUCUCGUCGACGCCCCGCACCGCCUGCGAGCUGUCCGACUACCCCGCCAUCCUGCACCCCCUGACGACCAAGUGGCACCGUCCCGGAUCCGCCAGUGCCGCCGCCGGCGACGUCGGCGAGGCCCGCGCAAAGUCGCAGGACUACUGGAAGAUCUUCUGCGACGACGAGAGCUACCACGCCGGCCAUGGCCGUGCGUACGAAAAGUACGGCAUCGAUGCGCAGCGCGGCGCCGUCGUCGUCGCCCGCCCCGAUGGCUACGUGUCGCUGCUCGUGGCCCUCGACGACGUGGACCGCAUCGACGCCUUUUUCGACAAGUGCAUGCUGCCCGCCGAGAUGCACCUGCCCUUUGCUUCCAGGGACAAGCCGAGCGGCGCCGUCGAUGGGGCUGAGACGAAGGGCGUCCCGCCUGUUCCGUCAAAGGAAGCGGGAGAGGUGGCACAGGCCCUGUAG